Molecule: messenger RNA, 1103 nt
Organism: Drosophila montana
Lineage: Eukaryota; Metazoa; Arthropoda; Insecta; Diptera; Drosophilidae
Gene: ImpL2
Product: Ecdysone-inducible gene L2
Exons: 3
Coding region: 140-967 (275 amino acids)
Biological process (GO): dendrite self-avoidance; axon guidance; homophilic cell-cell adhesion
Cellular component (GO): plasma membrane; axon
Molecular function (GO): cell-cell adhesion mediator activity
Source: RefSeq, a predicted model, not a curated record
ACCAGUUCGCGGAUCGAACCACCAACAAGAACAACAAGAGGAGACGCGACCGCCCAUCGUUAUAUUACGGCCCCCAGUUAGGGAGAAAUUUGCAAACAUUUUUUACCGGAAGAGAAAAAAGAAAUCAAAUCAAAAGAAAAUGAACUUAAAUCUGUGCGCCAUAGCGCUGCUGCUGUUUGGCAGCCUUUCGGGCGCCCAGAGUCGCGCCGUGGACAUCGUGGACGACAGCAACGAUGUGGACAACUCCAUUGAGCCGGAGGAGGAGGCGGCCUCGCCCCAAUCGAAGCACAGUCGUGUCCGCGCCUUUGAGGAGGAUUGGCUGAAAUUCACCAAGACGCCGCCCACCAAAAUCCAACAGACACCCGGCGCCACCUUGGAGAUUGCCUGCGAAAUGAUGGGCUCCCAGGUGCCGAGCAUCCAGUGGGUCGUCGGCCGUAUGCCGCUCUCGGAGAUCGAUAAUCUGGCGCCCAACACCUUCUCGGAGGAUGCGCCGUCGGCAAUUGUGCGCGUCCGAUCCGUGCACAUUGUCGAUCAUAUGCUGAGCGGACCGCGCACCUAUACCUGCAUUGGACGCACCGGCUCGAAGACGAUCUAUGCCAGCACUCAGGUAUAUCCGGCGCACACCGACCAGGAGCUGGGCGGUCUGAUUGUGCCCGAGAAACAGUAUCCGGGUCCACAGAAGCCGCGCAUCAUUUACACCGAGAAGACGCAUCUCGAUCUGAUGGGCUCCACCAUAAUGCUGCCCUGCAAGGUGCACGCCAAUCCCCAUGCCAAGAUCACCUGGAGGAACAACGAGGACAAGGACAUCGUGCAGAGCCAUCGCUUCAAGGUGCUGCCCACCGGCGAUCUCCUCAUCUCCGAUCUCAAAUGGGAGGACAUGGGCAACUACAAGUGUAUAGCGCACAAUGCCGUUGGCCGCGACUCGGCCGAUACCUUCGUUUACCCCGUACUUAAGGAUCAAGACUAAAGAUUCCACACACAAGGCUAUUGGAUUGACGAAACCACAUUUUUAGUUAGUUAGAUAGAUCAAAUGCCUUUGAAGAUGCGUGAAAAAAAAACAAAGAAAGAAACAAAACAAAUCCACAAAAUCAAAAAAAAAACAA